This is a messenger RNA of Dendronephthya gigantea, 1675 nucleotides long. RefSeq names its product eosinophil peroxidase-like. Lineage: Eukaryota; Metazoa; Cnidaria; Anthozoa; Malacalcyonacea; Nephtheidae. The transcript is spliced from 6 exons. The record is from RefSeq and is a predicted model, not a curated record. The coding region runs from base 67 to 1575 and encodes 502 amino acids. Gene Ontology annotation, biological process: response to oxidative stress. Gene Ontology annotation, molecular function: peroxidase activity; heme binding.
GUAAAUGGCAAAUUUCUCCCCGAGGAUAGCAUCGAAAGAGAGGGUCCAGCCCGUUUUUGCCAUAAAAUGAAUGGGGGACGUGGAUGUUUCUUAGCUGGUGACAGUCGAACGAAUGAACAAUUAGUACUGACCUCUAUGCAUACAUUGUUUGUUCGGGAACAUAACAGAAUUGCUCGUGCAUUAGGAAGACUGAAUCCCGGCUGGGACGGUGAAAAAAUUUAUCAGGAAACGAGAAAGAUUGUUGGUGCUGUGCUGCAGAAAAUUACAUACCAGGACUUUCUGCCAAUUAUCAUAGGAAACACGCUUCCUCGCUAUCGAGGCUACAACCCAAAUGUCAACCCUGACCUUUUGAACGCAUUCUCCACCGCUGCGUUUAGAUUUGGACACACUUUAAUCCGGCCCACGUUUGAUGUCCUUGAUAAAAAUUUCAAUCCUAAGCAAGGAGUGAGCCCCUUACCAUUAGCCCAUCUUUUUUUCAACACCAGCUUCUUACGUGAUAACGGCAUAGAUGGACUUCUCCUUGGUUUGCUUGCUAAUUCAUCUGAGAAUUUCGAUCAGAAACUUGCCACUCCUUUGCUGAAACAGUUAUUCGAACGUCCAGAUUCUCCAGGAUUAAACCUUGCUGCCUUGAACAUCCAGCGCAGUAGAGAUCACGGGCUACCUGGUUAUAACGCAUACCGACAUGUUUGUGGAUUGAAAAGUGCCACAAGUUUCUGGAGUACACGCAGAGAAAUUCAAAGCCGACUUAAUAGAAUUUGUCUGCGAAGGCUGUACGGGAGUCCUAAAAACGCAGAUUUAUUUGUUGCUGGUCUAGGAGAAGCACCGGCAAAUGGUGGAAUUGUUGGGGCGACGUUUGGGUGCAUCAUUCGGGAGCAAUUCAGACGAUUAAGGGAUGGCGACAGAUUCUUCUACAAAAAAAGUGGAGUGUUCACACCUUGGCAGUUGAGGGAGAUUAACAAGGCUACAAUGUCGAGAAUUAUGUGCGAUAAUUUGAAGAAUAUCGUGUCAGUCCAAAGAAAUGCAUUCUUCGCCGGAAACAGAAACGUUCGUCGUGUAGAGUGUGCCGGAAUACCUCGUAUGAAUCUCAGAGCCUGGAGAAGUGGAGGGACAUCAAGACGUAUCCGGAUCUACAUAAGAAGUGAAGGUUGUAGAGAUCGACGAAGAACCGGCUCUGGUCGCGCAUUUAUUCGAAUCAACGGAAUUGAUUAUUCCAGGCAUUCAAAUGGCUACAAUAUCGUUGUUAUCAACGGGAGGACAGGGCGUGUUGAACAGCGCAGAUCGUUUUUCACCAGAAGUAAUUUUGCUGCCAAUCGCAUGGUUGAUUUUCUCAAAAGCCUACGCUUUCACCGGGGAAAAUUUGUGCUUGUUGCUAUUCAACGCGAUGGUUCCCAAGGAUUGAACUUUCGUGUUCGUAGAGCUUUGAGAGGGAUUGGAGCUGGAGCAAUAUUUCGUAGCCAAUGCUCUUCGUUUGCCCUUAUUGAGAGAAGUGGCGGAAGAGGCCUGGUUGCUCAGGUUCAACGUGGAAGAUGGAGGGGGCCGAGCGUCAUUUCCCGGUACAUUUAUUUGCAGCGUUAAGAGAAAAAGGAAAAGAAGCAGAAGAAAAAUGAAUACAAUUCAUUAAAAUUUAUUGCUGCAUUUUAUUUUAAAACGCAUGUAAUUUUGCUGUAUUAAAUAG